Durotheca rogersii is the source of this 4716-nucleotide messenger RNA. RefSeq names its product exocyst complex component Sec3-domain-containing protein. Gene Ontology annotation, molecular function: phosphatidylinositol-4,5-bisphosphate binding. NCBI's taxonomy places the organism in Eukaryota, Fungi, Ascomycota, Sordariomycetes, Xylariales, Xylariaceae. Gene Ontology annotation, cellular component: plasma membrane; exocyst. The record is from RefSeq and is a predicted model, not a curated record. Gene Ontology annotation, biological process: exocytosis; Golgi to plasma membrane transport. The coding region runs from base 301 to 4548 and encodes 1415 amino acids. The transcript has 4 exons.
GCUUUGGCCUCAAAUCUCCUUGAGACACGAAUUGAAUCUGUCUGCGUAAUACCUACACUACCUAAGCGUUCCAUAUCCAAUCCCUACUCCUCGCACGCGUCUAGCUGUCUUCGUCCUCACUCUCACUCGGCUGGUCCCUGAACCCCAUCUCGAUACGGAACCGAUCUUACUCGUCAGGAUCUCUCGCGUCGUCGCCCGCCGCACUCUCUAGCCCGGAAAAAGAUGUCCCCUGAACCUCCGCAGAUCGCGCUCGACCAGCAACAUUCAUGAGUUCACCAUAGGAUAUCGGCCCUGUUUGCAAUGGAUCACCCACGCCAGAAUGGAGGAAACGGCUUCAGCCGGGAGACGAGCAGGGCGGAGAGGUUCGAGGAGGAGAAGAGACGCAUCGUCGAGAGCUGCUUCAACAAGAAGGAUGUUGACGGGUCAAUACUCGAGACGUAUAUCACCCAUAUUAGAAUAACCGAAUAUGCUUCGCACCCGUCCUCCCCUCCACCCCCCGAUGCGCGGCUCCAAUCCGAGAAACCUCGCGUCAUCAUCGUGGCUGUCCGAAAGUCAGGUCGAGUGCGCAUGCACAAAUCCAAGGAAAAUGCGAACGGGACCUUCUCCAUCGGCAAGACCUGGGAUCUGAACGAUAUGACCGUCAUCGAGUCUUUCACUGCCGCCACCGUCGAUCUGCAGAAGCGGGAAUGGGCCGGCGAGACUGGGUUCGUCGUCAAUCUCGGGAAGCCGUACUACUGGCAGGCCCAGGGUGACAAGGAGAAGAAGUUCUUCAUCGCGAGUCUCAUCAAGAUCUACGGAAAAUAUACGGGCGGGAACGUCCCGGAGCUGAGGGGUUUCGACCCUCGAGAGCUAGAACAAGUGCUGGGCUCACGACGACCGCCGCCCUCUAGCCAACCCGGUCCCUCCGAUUCCACUUCCUCCUUGCGAUCUAGCCCGGCGCCCCCUCCUCGAUCUACUGCGACACCCCCGAGAAUAGACCCAAAACCUUAUCGGCCUGAUCCUGUUCCAUCCUACUCUAAACCUACACCUGCGCACAGCAAUCCUAACCUUGCGGCGGCCGCCGGCGGGAUCCUUGCCCAUCGCCCUAGCCAAUCUCCUACCUCGCCCGCGCGUAACUUAGCACCUCCAAACGGAACCUCGUCACCGGGCCCUGGCUCGGACUCUAUCCGCGCAGGCAAUCAAGCUGCCGCGUUGCGCAGACUGGCCGGGAACAACCGGAGUCAAGACUCGGUAGCCGGUUCGGUCGCCACAACCAAAAGCAGCGAUGAUGGGGCGAGUCUACCCCCACGGUCGAGGGGAGGCGUGGCAGGACCUGGCGCGCUUGGUCGGUUUGGCGAUCCUUUGGAACCGCCUUCACAAGUGGAACUACCUGAUAGAAAGCGACCCCCGAUGGAUCCGACUAGGCUCAAGGAACCUAUGGACAAUGAUCUCGUGCCUGCGCCGCUGAUGAGCCAAGCUGCCCGGAGAGAACCGCCGCCGCGAAGCACCGAGCGGAUGUCACCUCGGAAGAAUUCUUUUGUGAAGCGUCCGGAUCUCGGCUCCCCGGUAACGAGAUUAGCAGCGAAACUGGAGCCAGCUGCGGAUAUAUCUCGGAGCCCGAUACGCGAGUACAACGAUGCACCCCCUACACUGCCCGUUCCGGCCAUCCUGGCCGUCCCGUCCGCUCCUGUCCCUCAACCCUCUCCGACCACGCCUACCCCCACUACCGCCCUCGCUGCUCCCGUCACCCCUGCCACGCCUCCCGCCGAAAGCCCUGUCGCCGAGUCACCGGCAGGGGAAGAAGAAAGUCGGCCCGGCUUAGGGCCCAUGAUUAAAUCGAAGAAGUCCCACCGUGACCUAGCCGGAUCAUUAUGGAAAGCCGCGUCCGCCGCAGCUGCCUUUAAACCUCGGCCUGGCGGGGCCGGAGAGCGGUUAAGAGAGGCGGCGCAGAAUAAGAGUAGUUCUAACGGUGCUGAUGGCAUAACAAGUGUCUUUACAGCGCCUCGUCGGCCAGAACCUAUUCCAGAGAUUCCGAAAGAUGCUGACCUUGAGAGGAAGUCCGCAGAUAAAGGGGCUAGUGUUCCCGAGGUCAAGGUCACGCUACCUAGCUCUAGCCGUCCUAGUAGCCUAAAAGCUUCCGCCAAAGAAAACCAGAGGAAGAGCCAAGAUAUCACCCGACUAGAUGAUACCACUCGACGCUUGAUUACGACGGGUAACGACGUAAAGUAUUUGACCACGUUAGGUGUCGAUACCACUGUCUUAGCCAACAAAACAACCGAAUUCACCAGGUGGCUAGAUCAUUUUGGAUGGGUGCCUGGGGAGCAGAUGCGGAGUUGUAACUUCGAAGAGAUGAAGCUUGACCUCGAUCGAGAGCUCAACAAGGCCCAGGCCGGAGGCUGGAUUGUACGGUUUCAAGAAGAAGACGACCGAGUCGAGGCAAUUAAAAAGGGCCUCGAUGUUGCCAUCGCCGAAUGCGAUGAACUCGACAACUUACUCACCCUAUAUAGCGUAGAACUAUCUACUUUAUCAGACGAUAUCGCGUACAUCGAAGCGCAAGGGCAGGGUUUGCAAGUGCAGGCCUCAAAUCAAAAGCUUCUUAGGAAAGAGUUGGAAUCGCUGCUUGACACCUGCGCCAUCACCUCCGACGACCUACAAGCCUUGUCGGCCGCCCCUCUCGAAUCCGUCUCGAGCCUCGAAGACGUCGAGGCGGCGCUUGUUACCCUGUACAAGGCGAUGUUGAAGAUUGAUUCGUCGGUGUCCGGGUCUGAACUCCGAAAGAGCGAAGAUGUAAACUCAAGCAGCCAACCCUCGAGUCUAAAUACCGACUACGGCAAGAUGCGCAUCGUGCAAGAGAAAAAGGAGAUGUACCGCUCCGAGAGCGCGGCAUUCCUACAGAGAUUCGGUACCUUCAUGUCUGGACAAUUUGACAAAGCGUGCCAAGAAAUCAAAGCUGCCGUAGAAGGGGCACUAUCGAAGAGGGUCGACGCGGCGCAUCACGACGUCGGUCGCAAUUUGCUUUGGUGUUACAGCCCUCUCAUUCUCUACGCCAGGGAGGUCGACGUCGAGGGCUGGAACCGUUGUAUGCAGGCGUACCAGGAGAAGAACUUGCCUCUCUAUAAAUUUAGAUCCAAGGACAUUAUCGAUUCGUGGAAACGGAACGCUAGGAAGCCUAGCGGCGACGAAGCAGAGCUGCUCUUCAGCACUGAAUUGGAGAAGCAGCAGGAGGGGACAAUGGCAACCGCCAAGAAACUCACCGUGAAGCGAAGCCAGACGCUAGCUAGAAGUUUACGGAGUCCUCUCGGUGACGGUAGUAGGACUAACUUGGACAAGGUCUCGGACCAUCGCAAUCUCCCCUAUGAGGUGUUCGCGGGCAUGAUGGAUGAUCUCGUACCCCUCGUGGAGAUUGAGCAGAAUUUCAUCGUCGAUUUCUUCCACGCUACAACCCUAGAGACUGCCGACUUUCCCGACCUCGUGGCCGCGACGAAACCGCGAGAUCGACGGGGCGGCGACCUGAGACGACACAGGCUCAUGGAACCCGAUCGGGAGUUGGCCCGGAGAGUCACCCGAGCUAUGGAGGCCAUAUUCUCAUUUUUGGAGCAGGAUCUACAGGCCACAAUCGACUGGGUUUUAUCGCAGGAUCCCUUGCAAGGGAUUGGCGUACUUUCUGUGCUCGAGCGCAAGCAGUUGGAGAUGACACAAUCGAAUCAAGACUUUCUGAACAACGUCUUGCAGAAACUCCAUAGCAAUCUCGAAUCCCGAUUCUCUAAGUUCGUCGAAGGGCAAAUACGUGCAAUCGAGGAAACAAAAGUUAAGAUUAAGAAACGCAAAGGUGUCAUCUCCUUCAUGCGAGUCUUCCCACACUUCUCCACUGCGGUAGAGAACAUGCUUUCGACGGCCGACAUGAAUUCCUCGGUGAGAAGGACGGUGGAUCGAGAAUAUGACCGUAUCAUCAAGACCAUGUUCGACUCGCUAAAGGUCAUCGCGCGCGAAAACCCCGCCACGCUCACUAAUAGCGGCGCCGACCCGGAAGACAAGGAAGCGCUGAAUUACCACAUCCUACUAAUCGAGAACAUGAACCAUUUCUACGAGGAGUUAGACACUCACGGUCUAGAAAUCCUCGAGGAUUGGAAGGAGGCCGCGGCGUCCGAAAUGACGGAGCACAUGAGCCUUUACCUCAAUGCGGUUAUGCGCCGGCCAUUGGGCAAGCUACUCGAAUACCUUGAGAAUAUCGAGACGCAGCUUGUGUCAGGGAAGAGCCCCACGACGGUAGCCGCACAGCCAAGCAACGCCAAGGCCACCUUCAACAAGAUCCUCAGCGGCUACGACGGGCGCGAGGUGCGCAAAGGAGUUGAAGCACUGCGAAAACGAGUGGAAAAGCACUUUGGCGACGCCGACGACCCGAGUUUAAGCCGCGGCCUCGUCACCCGCGUUCUCCAAGAAUGCGAGAAGUUCUACGGAGAAGUUGAAGUCCGGGUCUCGACGGUGACAACCACGGUGUAUAGCGGAGACGUGCUAUUCGAGUGGCCGCGUGCGGACGUGAAGAGCGCCUUCUCUAACACCGGUCGGUAGGUCGGGCCAAGUGAUCGGAAGCAUGCGUCUCUCGGACGAAGGUCGACGGGGAGUGUGCGGUCUCGUAUCAUAGGGGUGGACAUACGAGACACGGUAGAAGCUCAGGAUACAGUGCAUAAGUCGUGAUAACUGUACAUGAUCACUAGGCUUUCGGCGUCAAGGUUUUCC